This is a messenger RNA of Camelina sativa (false flax), 1514 nucleotides long. The record is from RefSeq and is a predicted model, not a curated record. NCBI's taxonomy places the organism in Eukaryota, Viridiplantae, Streptophyta, Magnoliopsida, Brassicales, Brassicaceae.
UUCUCACACUACUCUUUGCAAAUAAAGAGAUAGGAGGAUCUGAAGGUGAAUGCAGGCUUACGUACGGUUUCAACGAAGAGUAGAUUCGAUCGCUUGCUAGAUUAGACCUAGUUUGGGGUAUCUAUUAUUAUAGGCAGGCUGUAAAUUUUGUAAGAAACUAAAGAUUUGGAUAGAUAAUGGGUAUGGACAUAGCUGAUAUUAAGGAGAAUACGAGCCCGCUUUUCUGCAAUUGCUUUAAAGUUGCAAGCCUUACUGAUGAAGAAACCAUUCUAAACCCUCCUGUAAACGUUUCCAACUUAAAAGAUCGAUAUGCGCUUGGGGAACAGUUAGGUUGCGGUCAGUUUGGUGUCGUAAGAGUAUGUUCUGAUAAGUUAACUGGAGAGAGGCUUGCUUGCAAGUCCAUAUCUAAAGACAGCCUUGUUACACAAGACGACAUGAAUAGUCUCAAACUCGAGAUUUCUAUAAUGGCCAAGUUAGCUGGGCGGCACCCCAACGUUGUGAAUCUCAUAGCGGUUUACGAGGGGGAAGAUUCCGUGCAUCUUGUGAUGGAACUAUGCGCAGGCGGUGAGCUUUUUGACAGGCUCGAGAAAUAUGGAAGGUAUUCCGAGUUCCGUGCUAGGUUGCUCUUCAAGCAAUUGAUGCAAGUGGUCAAGUUCUGUCAUGAUAGCGGUGUUGUCCACAGAGAUUUGAAACCUGAGAACAUUCUUAUGGCCACAAUGUCUUCUUCAUCUCCUAUCAAAUUGGCUGAUUUUGGUCUGGCAACCUUUAUAAAGCCUGGGGAAAAGUUGGGCGGCACAGUUGGCAGUCCUUUUUACGUAGCCCCAGAAGUGUUGUCAGGGGGAUAUUAUAACCAAGCUGCUGAUGUAUGGAGUGCAGGCGUUAUUUUGUACAUUCUUCUCAGUGGAGUACCUCCCUUUUGGGGAGAGACUGACUCAAAGAUUUUUGAUGCUGUCAGCACUGCGUUGAGUUUUUCUGAAGAGCCAUGGGACCAUAUAACUUCAUACGCCAAGGAUUUGAUCCGGGGGAUGCUUUGUCUUGAUCCUUCUCAAAGGUUAACAGCUGAUGAUGUUCUAGCUCACUCGUGGUGGAUGGAGCAAUUAUCUGAAUCAGGAUAUGAUGAUCAGGAUGGGUUUGGCUGUGAAGGAUUGGAGAAUGGUGGUGGAUGCUCUUUUGAUGGGAAACAACCGGAAUCAACCUCAGCUGCCUUCUCAUCAACUGAAGUUCCCUCCAUGCCAAGCUUUACCUUUUUUAGCCCAGGCCCAGCGAACAGUGACAUCACUGAAACAGAUGGAAAACUUCGAGACUCAAGCCCAAAGAGGUCACCAGAUUCUUCUUCACAACUUGAGAGGCGUGAGGAAGCAGGGGUGAAUCAGACGGAAGCAGCGGGAAAGUCAGUAAAAAGAAGGAAAAGAGGAAACUGCUCAAGAAUGUCAGGACUGCACAGAAAAAGGAACCGGACCACUGGACUAGGAGAGCUAGAUCAGUUGGUGGUGUUUGUUGCUGUCACAGAGUGA